Molecule: messenger RNA, 950 nt
Organism: Lentinula edodes (shiitake mushroom)
Lineage: Eukaryota; Fungi; Basidiomycota; Agaricomycetes; Agaricales; Omphalotaceae
Product: thioredoxin-like protein
Exons: 4
Coding region: 139-852 (237 amino acids)
Molecular function (GO): 2 iron, 2 sulfur cluster binding
Source: RefSeq, a predicted model, not a curated record
UUCGCUCUUCGGGAUUUGGAAUAAAUCACUACACACCCAGGGUUCCCUUUCUGUUCAUUGUAGUUCAGGAUCUGGCCGCACGGCAAAAGAUGAGAUGACAAUCACGACAUUUGACAAACAUUCAACAAAUACCUCGCAAUGUCCAACUACCAUGAAGUUACUUCCCCCUCGCAUUUCCAACAGCUUUUAUCCUCUGAUCUCAAUCGGGUUUCCGUGCUCAAUUUUUGGGCAGAAUGGGCGGAGCCCUGCAAACAGAUGAACGCUGUAACUGUCGAGCUGGCGAACAAAUAUCCUUCGGUUUUAUUCUUGCAGAUAGAAGCUGAAGCACAAAGUGAUAUUUCGGAGUCUUUUGAUAUCGAAUCGGUUCCAUCCCUGAUACUGCUUCGGGGUCAUACACUCUUGCAACGCAUCUCAGGUGCAGAUGCGCCUGCUCUGACUACUGCUGUUGCUAAAUUUGCUUCCUCUCCUUCGAUCAACCCACUGUCCAGAACAGACCUCCCUCCGGCUAAAGCGUCAAAUACAGUCAUCGAAGUGGCUGACCCUUCGGAAGAUUUAGAAUCACGCAUGACCAGACUCAUGAACCAGAGCAAAGUUGUGCUGUUCAUGAAGGGAUCUCCAGACGCGCCAAGAUGUGGAUUUUCGCGGCGCAUGACCGGACUACUCCGGGACCAAAAGGUGGACUUUACGCAUUUUGAUAUCCUCUCAGACGAAGGCGUCAGACAAGGUCUCAAAAAACGAAACGAUUGGCCUACCUUCCCACAACUUAUCGUUAACGGAGAAUUUGUGGGUGGUCUGGACAUAGUGCAGGAAAUGGUCGAAAACGGCGAAUUUGUUGAGACCCUAGCAGUCUAAUCUCGAAUGAGACUACAACAAUGUAUGCGAAGAUGUUUUGUAUCAUUAUCUCAACAAGCUAUGUAUCCUAUUGACGUACAACAAUCAAGGAGCCGUGG